UCUUACUAUUAACAUAUUAUUGCCUAUAUUGCUUUCUUACCCUCUUACUGCUCAUAUCACUCUCUUACCUUAUGCUUACUUAUCACUUCCCUUCCUACUUAUCAUUAGUUUAUUCUCUCUAUUAUUACUUAUACUACUUACUUAUUACUUACUCUUAUUCGUAUUCCUUACUUGUUUUAUUCCUUACUUAUUACUUGCCCUACCAUUCGUCUGCUAUUUACUUACCUCCUUCUUAUUCCUUUUAUCACAUUCCUUAUAUCACCUGCUCCCAUCUUUCUAUUCUUUCCUUACUUAUUUCACUUAGUCUCUUUACUUAUUAUCUUGUUUUUAUUACUUAUCACCCCUCACCUUAUUUUACUUCUAUCCCUGUCUAA
Molecule: messenger RNA, 374 nt
Organism: Vittaforma corneae ATCC 50505
Lineage: Eukaryota; Fungi; Microsporidia; Nosematidae
Exons: 1
Source: RefSeq, a predicted model, not a curated record